AUGGACCGUGUGGGUGACGAGCAUGUCAACCACUACGGUACAAGGCAGGCUAUACGCGAAGCUCUCAUCAACGCAAGCGAUGACUUUAAGAAGAUUGAUCCUACUGGGUUUGCCGUGUGGAAAGACUUCUUCGCCAAUGCGGCUACAGUCACAGCAACACCCGCUCGCCGUCUUGACAUCGUCUCCCGGGUUUGCGUGGUCCCACCUCAACUAGUGCUUGCCGUUGAAGAACUCUCAUGCUACUACGAUGCGAAGCUUUUCUUUCGGAAAGCCAUCGAAGCCAAGAUUGAUACAGUCAAGAAUGCCGAAUUCGAGGACGAAGUUCAAGGUGUAGCAAGCUUCAAGUCAGCUAGGGAUGAAGUGGACGAGCUUGAGGUCACCGUACGCCGGUUCAAGAGUGACAUACCUGCGCUGGUCGGCUCUCAGAUGCGCUGGGAUUGGCAAGGACCGGUCAACAAAGCAUAG
Molecule: messenger RNA, 465 nt
Organism: Baudoinia panamericana UAMH 10762
Lineage: Eukaryota; Fungi; Ascomycota; Dothideomycetes; Mycosphaerellales; Teratosphaeriaceae
Exons: 2
Coding region: 1-465 (154 amino acids)
Source: RefSeq, a predicted model, not a curated record